GUCUUAGUGAAUACUUUUUAUCUUUCAGGACUUGUAUCGCUAGUUGGUUUAUUAGGCAACACCUUUGUCAUUUCAAUCAUCGUAUCAAGUCGUCGUCGCGGUCAGCGGUCUAAUGUGCAGCUGUUUCUUCUGCAUUUGGCCAUUUCUGAUCUGCUUGUAUGCAUAGUUUGUAUACCGCUGACCUUAUGGGUCAAUUUUUAUUACCCGGAUGAAGACAAGUCCGGUGCUAAUGGUGUAUGUAAGCUUGCAAGGUUUGUCCAGGUGAGUUAGCAAAAGGGUAAUAACUCAGUUACAAUAAAGGGUAAAUAACUUCUGAUUAACUUGCGAUCAGGCAGUCCUUCUUCCCUUUUUAUUUUCGCGCUAUCCCCGAAAAAAGAACGCCUGAUCGCUGUUUAGUUUCCGAUUUCCUUAAUUGAUCGCUUAGUAAGACCAGGCCCCCGGUACAGCACAGCACUAGCGUAAAUCGCAGCACUACCGUAAAUCCUCUAUUAAGGCCUCUCCCCUCUUUUAUAAGUUCUCAGUUUUCAGAGGAAGAAAGUUAAUAAGCUCUUUUAAGCCCAGCCUCCCCUCCAUUCACUAAUAAAUUAUAGACUGUAUUAAUCAAUCAUCACUGUAAAACUUCGUGUAGACUGAUCUGGGAAAUUUUUUAUUUCGUGACCUCCAAGUGCUCCAACUUCUUGUUCUUGAGCUUUUCCACUCUGCAUUCUCGUUUUUCGUGGAGACCAAGAGCCAUAAUGGGAGCCAUUAUGGCUCUUGUGGAGACUGAUUCCUCCAUCACGGAGGGUCCUGGGUUCGAAUCCCAUCUGGGGCUCAGAUUUUUUCUGUGUCCUCUUAUGGUUGAUUCUUUACAUCUCCCUUUAUUUUCCUUUAUGAUUCCAUCGUCUUCUUAAAAUUAAAUACGCUUCCCCGCCCCCUCGAAUUUGUUUGAGAUAAAUAAGCCCUCCCGGGGGCAUAGUACAGGAUUUACGGUAUUUUUCUAGGUCAGUUUUGGCCUGCAAGGCGCAAAAAAGCUAUAAACCGGAAUCUGUUAUUGUGUGAUUUUAUAUAAUUCGUUGAUUCGGUUUUGUUAUUAUACAUGUUUAUGGUUCUCAUUGAGGCUACAAAAAUUUCCCCACUUGAACUUGACAGGAAUUCCUAUUUUUUUUUUUUUUUUAGUUUCUGGCGCCGUCAAGCUCCAUAUGCUUGUUAACUGUGAUCAGUAUUGAUCGUUAUUACUCCCUGGUUCGCCCUUUGCAAGCGAUGAAAACUUGGCUUCGUCCAAAAAUUCUCAUCACAACAGCCUGGAUUUAUGGAGGCGCCAUAUUUCUUCCCACAUUUUACUUUGCCGAGACUGCGAAAGUAUCAACUGAAAGCCAAAGCUUUUGGUAUUGUGGCACGAUUCCUAACAACACCCUCCCUGGUUUUGUAUACCUAAUUUUUCUUUUCAUCUUUGGUUUCGGAAUUCAGUUGAUUACCAUAAUAGUCCUCUAUAGCAGAGUAGGCAAAGCAAUCUGGAGCAGAGAGAGAAAGAUUUCUCGUACAGGAACAGUGUCCAGAGCAAAUGCAGAAACUAUGGACAAAACAAGGAAAAGAGUGACACGUAUGCUUCUAAUUGUUGUCAUAUGCUUUCUUCUCUGUUGGGCACCUUUUGUUAUAUACACUGGAUUUAUCGAGCGUUGGGUGGCUCCAUUCCCAAAUCCUGCAGAUCCUGUUCGAGUUAUCACUUAUGCUUUUGGCCUUUUUAAUUCAGUUUGCAACCCGUUCAUUUAUUUUUUCAAUAGUCCAAACUUUCGAAGGGAUUCUUUGCGGAAAGUUUGUUUGGAAACGAUCACUUCAGGCGGAGAUCAAGAUCAUAAGCAUAAUUAUUCUGGCAGUAGCACAAAGAAUUCCGUAGUGAGUAGAACAGACACAAAGGUGAGAUCUCGUACAAGCACUGUCAAAAAUGACCCGGCCGGGAAACUGACCAAACAAGUCAACAUCAGCAAGGUGAGCCAUGACAACGGCCAAGGAAACCUUGAACGUUCAGAAAACGUUCACUUUUCUUUCGACAAUAAGACAUUUGAUACCAAACUGUAA
Molecule: messenger RNA, 2055 nt
Organism: Porites evermanni
Lineage: Eukaryota; Metazoa; Cnidaria; Anthozoa; Scleractinia; Poritidae
Source: the annotation of a GenBank genome assembly